CUCAUAUAAGGCAAGGCUCGAGGGAGUUGGCAGUGCGCGCCCGCGUCAGCGCUGCACAGCGGGCAGCGCCGAGUGACGAGAUGAAGCGCUGGUCGGCGAACGGGCAGGUCCAUAGUCGAGCGAGCUCGCCAGCUUGAGUGCGGGCGUCGGCGUCGGCCUCGUCGCAGCCGCAGCCGCAGCCGAGCAUGGGGCCUUCGAGCCGCCGAUUGUGCCAACAGCGCGGCCUCAGCUCCCCGGAGCAGCACCGCCGCAGCCGCAGCCGCGGGCCCCUGGCCGCCGCCUAGGCCGGCCCAGCCCGGCCGCCUGCAACCAAAGUUCCUAUUUUCAGUCGGUAGCUCGCCGGCCGAGCGCCCGAGCGCCGAUCGACCGACCGACCGACCGACCGAACGACCUACCGAACGACCUACCGAACGACCGAACGACCAAUCGAACGCCCGUCCGACCGACUGACCCAACCCAACCCAACCCGAACCUUCUAACUAACCGACCGACCGACCGACCGACCGACCGACCGACCGACCGACCGACCGACCGACCGACCGACCGACCGACCGACCGACCGACCCACCGACCGGCAGAUUGACUGACUGACCAGGAGCGCGCCAGCGACGAAUCGGACUCCCGCGCUCAUUAGCCGGCCAAUUAGACGCUCGGCUGCGCGCGCAAAGUUCCUGUCUCGCAAGAGACCAACCUGCCGAGCGUUCAACGCACGGAACGUGUCCUACUCCUGUUGCACCGAGCGCCAAGCAUGCAUACCUUGAGAUCUGCAUACCCGUAACACGUUAUGGGCAUAUAUUAGCUAUAGAUCCAAGAGCGCCGCACGCUUUAUACCCACCUCUUCUACAUUACAUUUAUAUGUAUACACUAUAAAUCUUAUAUAUUCUGCACACACACACACACACACAAAUCUCUGCAAGCGAGGCGACAACUUGUACAAAGCCCUCGACGUCCGCAGUUGUGAAUCGACGACGAGCAACAAUCAACUAGUGGUUAAGCAAGAGCCGUGUAAUGCUGGAUCGACGAGGAGGCCGCGGUCACCCUCGAUUGCCCGCAAGAUUCGCUCGACAGAUAUUCAGAAAUCAUUGUGUCUUACGGUCGCGCACACGAGGCGCGUCCGGCAAUAAGGCUCGCCAGAGCACACGCAGUUCCUAGCUUAUUUUCUAUACAAGUGAAAGCGAGCGCCAGAGAGAGUGUAUCGCGAACAAGCAAUUGCAAACGCAGCACAAUAAGCAACGACAGAGAGAGAGAGAGAGAGAGAGAGAAAGAGAGAGCGCGCGAAUGUGAGUGCGUGUGCGUGCACAUGUGUGCACAACAAAGUUCCUAUGUAGCAGUGACUUGGUUGAGGAGUCUGACCAAGUGCAAGCGAUAAGCGACUAUCGGCGAGGAUGUCGAGCAUAAGCGUAGUGUCGAGCUCGUCGGUCGAGGUAGAAAGCGACUCGUCGGUGGAAGCCGAGGGUAUGUCUGUGCAAGUGCAAGUGCAGGUCGGUACCGAGCUGGAGCGCAAGUUCGUGCUACCGAACGAGCUUUACAAGAGUCUACUGGCGAGCGCGGUCCUCGGCAAGACGGUGCUCAAUCGCAACCUCUCGUCCGCCCUCAAGGAGCUCAAAGACCUCGAGGACCUGAAGGACAGCAAGGAUAUCAAGGGUUUCAAAGAGCCCCGAGACCCCAAGGACAGAGCCAAGAGUCCGGACCUCGGCUGCGCAGCCUCGCUACCGGCCUUCCCGCGCAACCUGGCCCUCCGCGCGAGCGCCCACGAGCAGCUCGAGAAGGCGUCGUUCGCGUGGUCCGAGGGCGGUGGCGACGAGGGCGGCGGAGGGGGCGGCGGAGGCGGCGGCGGCGGCGCGCUCGGCGGCGCAGCCGGGACCGCUGGCGGCGGUGCCGGCAGCAGCGGCGGACUGGCCCACUGGGUCAGCGUCAUGGCCGAGCACAUCCACAACCCGCACACGACGAGCGUCCACCAGCAGCAGUCCUCGUCCCCGCAAAGCCCCUACCCCUGGAACAACGGCCUCAACUCCGACUCCCAAUGCAACCCACACGACAAAGAAAGCGAUUAUUGGGGAGGCGCGAGGGGAGCUAAGCAAGGAUAUGAGCACUUCUUGUUGCAGGCCAAAAUGAAUGCCGAACACGGCCAAAUGCAGAAAGGAGACGAUCAGUAUCGCGGAGGCGGCGGCGCUGGCGGCGGAAGCAGCAGCGGCAGUCCUCCGGCGAGUCUGCUGGUGGUGCCGCAGCCGCUGAGCGUGAAGCCAUCGCAUCCUGCGCACCUGAAUCCUCAUCUUGGCGGAGGCCACUCGCACCCGCCGCGCAAGUACCAGUGCAAGAUGUGCCCGCAGUGGCGUCGUUUCAAUUUUUUCGAUCUAAAAAAAGACGUCGAUUCUGGAAAAAUUGCCGAAGUCCUUGGGGAUGCUCGAGUCACUGCUGCUACAAGUGGCAAUGGACAUUUGGUAUUUGGUGACAGUAUAGGCAAUGUUCAUCUUGUUAAUAGACAAUAUGAUAUUGUUUCCUUUAGAGCCUAUGAAACUACGUUAAGAAUUACUCAACAAGUGCAAAAUUCUAUAUACCUAUUCACAAUUGGUGAAGAUGAACCUGGAUGUAAUCCAACAAUAAAAGUCUGGAAUUUAGCUAAAAAGGAUAAACAAGGUUACCCUUUAUGUAUUAGGAUAAGUAGAGCCAUUCCUAGUUAUAGAGCCGUACCAGCAAGUGCUUUAUGUGUUCAUGCUAGUCUAACAUUAAUGGCUGUUGGAUUUGAGGAUGGUUCUAUCAUGCUUUACAGAGGUGACUUGACCCGAGAAAGAAAAAAUAAGAUAAAAGUGUUAAAAGACAGUAAUUCAAUUAUAACGGGACUUGCAAUAAAAUCUACAGGAAAACAAAUUUAUUUGUUUGUAGCAACUAUGAAUAGUGUUUAUUUAUAUAAUAUUACAGUAAAAGAUAAAGAGUUCAAAUCUUCCUUAGAUAAUAUGGGUUGUUCUAAAAACUGUAGUAUCCUUGCAGAAUCAAAGCAAGACAGCCAUUUUAUGAUUGGUCGUAAUGAUGCUGUUUAUUGCUAUACUCCGGAUGGAAGGGGGCCAUGUUAUGCAGUGGAAGGUCAAAAAAUCAUGCUCGAGUGGUUCAGAAGUUAUCUUGUAAUUAUAGCUAAAGAUUCAGGAUCUGUACAUAGAACAACAUCUGUAUCUUCAAAGUCAAGUGCAAUUGAACCUAUACCUGCUGGAGCUGAGAAACAUAUGAUAACAGUCCUUGAUAUUCAAAAUAAAUUUAUUGUAUUUUCUGCAUCUAUGCUAUUUGUUCAAGCAGUAUUAUCUGAAUGGGGAGGUUUUUUUAUAUUGAGUGGAGGCUGCAAAUUAUAUCAUUUAGAUGAAAAAGAUUUGCAAUCAAAAUUGGCGCUUCUAUUCAAGAAAAACUUGUAUGACGUUUCUAUUAGAAUAGCUAAAAAUCAACAUUAUGAUAAUGAAGGUCUGGUCGACAUAUUUCGCCAGUAUGGAGAUCAUCUUUAUUCCAAAGGAGAUCAUAAUGGUGCAAUUGAGCAAUACAUUAAAACAAUUGGCAAGUUGGAACCAUCUUAUAUCAUUAGAAAGUUUUUAGAUUCACAGCAUAUAGACUACUUAACUACAUACCUUCAAGCCUUACAUAAACAAGGUCAAGCAACUGAAGAUCACACAACUUUGUUGUUGAAUUGUUAUACUAAACUUAAUCACACCGAUAAAUUGAAGGAGUUUAUUAUGACGAAAGAUCGUGAAGUUGAUUUUGAUGUUGAAAUAGCCAUAAAAGUUUGUCGACAAGGUUCACCAGAAGAUGCACUGUUAUUGGCACAAAAACAUGGAAAACAUGAAUGGUAUCUUCGGAUUCAAAUAGAAGAUAAAGCGAAGUAUAACAAAGCUCUGGAAUAUAUUGCCACUUUAGAUUUUGAAGAAGCAGAAAUGAAUAUGAAAAAAUAUGGAAAUAUUUUGAUAGAGAACGUUCCUAAUGAAGCAACACAGUUUUUAAAGACUCUUUGUACGAACUAUAUACCAACUAAUAAAACAUCCAACAAAGAGCAACCUCCUGAAAAAGCUAAUCCUGAAGACUUUAUCCAUUUAUUUUUAAAUAAUUCUGAAAGAUUAGUGGAAUUUCUUGAACAUUUAAUCAAGACUGAUGUCAAAUGGAGCACGUCGGUUUAUAAUACCUUAGUUGAACAUUAUUUACAUGUUUGGUCUUCUUUAACUGAUGAUAUAGCCAAACUACAGUAUGAACAAAAAGUCGUUCGCCUUAUGCAGAGUUCUAAUGCAUCUUAUGACAAAGACCAGAUACUCAUCUUAUGUCAUCAACAUAAUUUUGGACGAGGAGUUUUAUAUUUAUAUGAAGAACGAAAAUUAUAUCAAGAAAUAUUACAAUAUCAUUUGAGAGAAGGGGACAGUGAACAAGUUCUAGCUACUUGCAAUAAGUUUGGUCGCCAAGAUCCUAAUUUAUGGAUUCAAGCAUUAUGGAGCGUUACUUGGAAUAAACAUGCUCCACCUAAAUUUUUAUCUGACAUACUUGAUUACAUAGCUAAGGAAAAACUAUUGUCCCCACUGAUGGUGAUAGAUGCGUUAUCAACGUCACGAACCUGCACUCUAGGAGAUGUUAGGAGCUACUUAAAUAGCGUGUUGCGACAAGAGCAUGAACAAGUAAAAGCUGAUACUGAACUAACUAAAAAAUAUCAAGCCGAUACUGAAAAAUUAAGAGAGCAAAUACAAAGUAUAAAGAAUAGUACAAUAAUUUUUCAAGGUUCACGUUGCAGUGCUUGUCAUCAUCAAUUGGAAUUGCCAUCAGUGCAUUUUAUGUGCCAACAUUCUUACCAUCAGCAUUGUUUCCAAAGUUUUUCUGAAAAUGAAAAUGAAUGUCCAGCUUGUUUACCAAACAACAAAAAAUGGCUUGACAUUAUAAAGGUGCAAGAACAAUCAAAAGAUCUCCACGAAACCUUUCAUAGUUUACUAGAUAAAGCAGAAGACCCAUUUUCUUUAGUAGCUGAUUAUUUUGGUCGAGGUGUUUUCAAAAAAUUAAUGUUAAUAACAGAGUGGCAACAAUCGCAAGCGAAUAAGCUACAGUCCAAUAUUAAUCAAGAACAAUCAACGCCCUACAAUGCUUAUGGGCCAGGAGCCGAAGCUCAAAUCAGAUUAACAGAGGGUAAAAACACUACGUUAGUUCAACCACACGAGUUACGUGCGACAAACGAUUUAUUGCCAUCUCAAUCAACGGCUAGUAAUUAUUUACGCUCAUUAAAUAAGCCCGAUAUCUAUCCGUCAUCAUUGAAAGCUAACAUAACGGGAAGUGACAUUCGGACGCCUCAAGCUACUUCAAGAAAAGAAUCGACAAUACCAAUCCGAGAAGCUAAAAUUAUAAAUAAUCCAACGCCAAAGUCAUCACCAGCUGAUAAAGCAUUUAUACCACCAAAAACACCAAUAGUGCCAUCAAAUCCUUUUAAAGAAGAAUAUGACGAAUCGAAGAAUCCUUUCGCGGAAGAUGAUGAUAAAAAUAAUCCAUUUAACGAUGACUAUGACGAAAAUUAUGACAAAAACUUGAAUCGAUUUUCUCAUUAAUCUUUCAAUCAAUACUCUGCAAGAGUAUGUCAAGUAAGAAUUAAUAUGUAUGUAUAGCAUCAUUUUGUUUUUACACUUUACUAGUUUAUUUUAAAGAUUAGUAAAAUUUUGUAUCGAAUUACGUAAUUUAUAUGUAUAUGUAUAUU
Phymastichus coffea is the source of this 5695-nucleotide messenger RNA. RefSeq names its product vacuolar protein sorting-associated protein 11 homolog (gene Vps11). The coding region runs from base 1386 to 5549 and encodes 1387 amino acids. Gene Ontology annotation, molecular function: DNA-binding transcription factor activity; protein-macromolecule adaptor activity; protein binding. Gene Ontology annotation, biological process: endosome organization; regulation of transcription by RNA polymerase II; intracellular protein transport. The transcript is spliced from 19 exons. NCBI's taxonomy places the organism in Eukaryota, Metazoa, Arthropoda, Insecta, Hymenoptera, Eulophidae. The record is from RefSeq and is a predicted model, not a curated record. Gene Ontology annotation, cellular component: HOPS complex; endosome.